Messenger RNA from Cyprinus carpio (common carp), 1400 nucleotides. RefSeq names its product zinc finger protein 135-like. Gene Ontology annotation, cellular component: nucleus. The record is from RefSeq and is a predicted model, not a curated record. NCBI's taxonomy places the organism in Eukaryota, Metazoa, Chordata, Actinopteri, Cypriniformes, Cyprinidae. The transcript is spliced from 3 exons. The coding region runs from base 308 to 1120 and encodes 270 amino acids.
UCGACUUCCUUGCCCCCUGAGAAGAAGCCGCAGUUUGCGGACGCAGCAGCAGCGGUGUUGAGUUUUCUGAGGAGAGACAGAAAUUCAUGUUCAGUGAAGCUCCUCCCACAAACCCUGCAGAAUGAAACACACUGAAGAGCAAACAGAGUUGAUUAAAGAAAACGAGGAAAAAGAAGAACUGAGUGAAGUUGAGGAGAAAAAUCAUGUCAAAACUGAAGAAAAACCUUUGAGUUGCUCUCAAACCAAACAGAAAAAUUUUAAGAAAGGAGGCGCCAAGAAUUCUUUCACCUGCACUUAGUGUGGAAAAAUGUUCUCAUUCAAACAUCAUCUUGAUGUUCACAUGAGGGUUCAUACUGAAGAGAAACUGUUCACUUGUGAUCAGUGUGGGAAGAGUUUCACACGAUCAUUAAACCUCAAGAGACACAUGAACAUCCACACUGGAGAGAAACCUUACAAGUGUUCACACUGUGACAAGAGAUUCAGUCGGUCAUCAAAUCUGAAAACACAUGAGAGGAUCCACACUGGAGAGAUACUGUUCACUUGUGAUCAGCAUGGAAAGAGUUUCACACAAUCAUCAAACCUUAAGGAUCACAUAAACAUCCACACUGGAGAGAAACUGUACUCAUGUGAUGAAUGUGACAAAACAUUUUUGAGGGCUUCAUAUCUGAAAAAACACCUCAGAGUUCAUACAAAGGAGAAGCCACACUCAUGUAAUUUGUGCGGAAAGAGUUUUUCAUGUUUAGAAAAUGUAAAAAGGCAUCAGAAAAUCCAUACUACUGUGAGAGAGCAUGUGUGCUAUGAGUGUGGGAGGACUUUAACUUUAGUUGAACAUUUAAAACAGCACUGGAGUAUUCACACUGGAGAAAAACCAUACAAGUGUUCACACUGUGACAAGAGAUUCAGUCGGUCAGGAAUCCUGAAAAUACAUGAGAGGAUCCACACUGGAGAGAAACCUUACAAGUGUUCACACUGUGACAAGAGAUUCAUUGUUUCUGGAGACCUGAAAACACAUGAGAGGAUCCACACUGGAGAGAAACCGUAUCACUGCACUGUAUGUGGGAAGUGUUUCAGUCAAUCAUCUUCUCUACACAGACAUACAAAAAACAUUCACAGUAAGUAGAUCUUCUUCGGAUGCAGCACUUUCAGAUCUGAGGCUGUAAUAAUUCAUCAAGCAGUGAAAUAUCGUCUGGAUAAAUCUGUCAUUACAAGUGACAGGACAAAGAAAUAUUAUCUAAAGUUUUCACAGUGAAUAAAGUUCAUCUUCAUCUUCAAAACCAGCAGAUUCAACAGAUUUAGAUCAACUCAAAGAUGGAGUUCCUCUCAAAAGAACAAUGUCACAAAGUUUUAUUCUUGUAUAUCAUUUUGCUUCAUGAAAUAAAUGAUAUCAUUGCGUUUUCUUA